Messenger RNA from Gamsiella multidivaricata, 1909 nucleotides. RefSeq lists its product as uncharacterized. The record is from RefSeq and is a predicted model, not a curated record. The transcript has 3 exons. NCBI's taxonomy places the organism in Eukaryota, Fungi, Mortierellomycota, Mortierellomycetes, Mortierellales, Mortierellaceae. The coding region runs from base 1 to 1485 and encodes 494 amino acids.
AUGCAUAUGUACGAGGCCAUUGCACUGGAUAUUGCGCGGCUUGUUCGUUCUAAAGACACAGCGACAGAUGUGACACAGCGGAAGGAGGAUAUUGCAGACAUUCUCGACAGCAAGGCCUUCUACUUUGCACUCAACACACUCUUGUGCAGUGGUCAAGAAGGACGAGGUUCUCAGGCUGUUCGAGUAUCAGUUGCCCCUGCGCGCAAGAUGAGCACUCGAAAUACGCCAUUGGUCCCUGCUGUCCCGCAACCGCUUGCUGUUGCGGCAGUCUACAAUGCAGUGCGAGUCCAUUACUAUGGCGCAAAGUUUUCCGAGAACGAAGAGCGCCCUGAAUCUGUCAAUCCGAUCGACUACUUCUUCGAAAAGAAUACCGAGAAGCGCAUGUUUGCAGACUUUGUCAAGGCAAAGUUUGCAGCUGGCUUCGUGUUCUUGUCAGAGGCGGACCUUGUCCAUUUAUUCUAUACAAGCAAUACAACACGGCCGAUUAUAGUCCAAAUGCUGAGCGAUGCAACAUCCAACGCUGCGGAAGCCAAGGUCGUCGGCAAGAAAGGGAUUCUCAUCGAGAAGCUGCUAUACAGACUGGACCCGGCGACGCGCUUUAACGGGUAUUACAGGAAGGUUUCGCUUCAGAGUGACAGACAGUACCACACAAGGUUCAAGCUUCGGGGCCUCAUCUGCACGAACGGACUGGUGUUGCAUUUUCUUGCGCAUGACACAACGACAACGCGACGCCAAGCACCCCGCCAAAGCAUCAGGGCCGAUGACGAUGAUGAAGGAGAACACGACGACGACGAGGAUUUGACCCUGUUCCACGAUGUUGACGGUGACUAUGACCUCGACGACGCGUUUCUUGAAAGUGGAGGGGACGAAUCUGGUACAGAUCCGGUCGCAGCUGCGGCAGGGCCCGCCAAGAAGAAACGCAUCACGCUCCCGUCUUCGACGCCAGAAAGUUCAAAGCGGCAGAGGCUGUCGAUACACCAACUGCCACCCACAGACCCUACUGCGACUGCUUCGUCCUCAUCCAGCUCAGAAGCCCCAUCCGGUUCAACGUCAGGCGCGGAUACGAUCGAUGUCACACGCAACACCAUCAACUGGAAGCGAAGUUCAAAGAUUCUGGAAAACGUGGAGGUGCGCUUCAACUCUCCUGGUACUUGUCCACCAGGCGAUACUGUGAUAAUCGGCAUUGACCCGGGUGAGGUUUACACAAUGACGGCGACAAGAAUCGACCCCGCCUUACCUACGAAAAGAGAGUCUUUACGGAUUCGCAGGGCAUUCCUCUACAGGCCUUACAUGCUCUUCAAGCGUCUCCUAGAAAAGCAGAAGGCCGCGGCACGCAUUGAUGUUCUUGAGGCAAGACUGCCCUCAUUUACCGUGGAGAAGAUCGAGGAAUAUCCGGCGUAUCUGGAGGCGCCUGGCACGGACGGCACCGCCGCGACCGCCACGAGAGUCCGCUUUUUAACUUUUACAACAGUCAAUGGAUGCUAAGGAAGCGCUGGAAUCUUCAAAAGGCUCAACAGGCAACGUAUGACUACGCAGUUGCGGCCUUGCUUGACCUUGCCGUUAGCAAGGACUUUGUUGGUCAGUCGCUGAGCUCACAGGACGGUGCAAAAGUGGUGUUUGCGAUAGGAUUGGGCUCUUUUGAUUCGCAAACUGGCAAGCUAAGAAAAAAAAAAAAAGUGUGGCAUACCAUCUCUCAUCCGCACUGCAACUUUUUCUCAUCUGUUUAUUUGUUCCUUGAUGCUGCUGAUAGGCAAAGGCUAUGGGACACACUGUGGUCGGGGUGCACGAGUACUACACCAGUGCUCGGUGCCCUCGUAACCAGUGUAUGGCGUCCUUGGAGUCCGACAAGAGGCGGUCAAAGUACUGCCGAAGCUGUCAAAUGUACUUUGAUCGCGAUAUUGUCGGCUCU